AUGGAAAAGAUAGAGAAUUCUAGGAAGGUUAAGGGUGCAGCAAAGGAAGAAGCGCUGAACAUGUUGCAGUCGGAGAAAACUCCCAAGCGGUCUUCUGCGACCAUCCGCAAAGAUCUUGCGGAGAAAGCUGCGGCCGAGCUCAGGGCCAAGGCGUCUAAAAUCCAGCAGCUGGAGCUAGAUCUGAAGGCGGCCGACCAGCGGGCAACGGAUGCUGAGACGGCCAAGAAGGGGGCGGAGGAGGCCCAGAAGAAGGCAGACGAGAACGCCAAGCAGGCUGAUGAGGCACUCAAGAAGGCCCAGGCGGACCUUGGCAAACUGAAAGCCAAGGUUGAGAGGCUGGAGAAGGAUGCUGCUCAAGCUCAGAAAAACUUUGCAACAACCCUGGAGGCGGAGCAAAACCGCCUUGUUGCUGAGUGUGAUGCUGACAACGACGCCUGUAUGAAGAUUGCUUGGGCUGCCUUGUACCCAGAAGCUGAUUAUAGCAUCUAG
This is a messenger RNA of Chenopodium quinoa (quinoa), 489 nucleotides long. Its product is annotated as protein TolA-like. The record is from RefSeq and is a predicted model, not a curated record. The transcript is spliced from 3 exons. The coding region runs from base 1 to 489 and encodes 162 amino acids. NCBI's taxonomy places the organism in Eukaryota, Viridiplantae, Streptophyta, Magnoliopsida, Caryophyllales, Amaranthaceae.